AUGAAUAACUUAAAAACCAAACCACCGUUUCCUGAAGAACUUUAUCCAACCAAAGAUUUCAAAGCUACCGAUAAUCACAAUGUCCCUCGAGAGGUGUUCAGAAAUAAUACCACGGCAGUCGAAGUUAUCGUAAAGCAAGUUGGAAACAAAAAUAAAAUCAAUCCUCUUGUAAAUAAAAAUACUAACGGCGAACUACACAAUUUAUAUGCUGAUAUAGAUAUGUUACAAAACGAAGUGAUUAAACUUAAAAGGCACCUAGAAGAGUCGAAGAAAUGCUUUCAAAUAGUCUUAUAUGAAUUUAAAAAACAAUUGGAGGCAGCAAAUCAAAGAGAUCUAAGAAGACAAACAAAGAACGUGCUAAUGCAAUUAGAGAAAGAAAAACUAAAGACCUUAUUGGACUCAAAGUCAAACUUAGUUGUGAAACUGAAGAAAGAACUACUUAGUAUGAGACGUUUAUUAAAAUUUGUUAUAAAAGGGAUCCAAUACACACCCGAGAUCGAUAGUGACUGUGAUUAUGGUGAAUUUGAAAAAGAGCUAAAAAGGUGUGCUUCUUUAAAGAACACUAAAGCCUUCGAUCUGGACUGUUUAACAUUUGAUAGCUUACUUUAA
Molecule: messenger RNA, 609 nt
Organism: Pieris macdunnoughi
Lineage: Eukaryota; Metazoa; Arthropoda; Insecta; Lepidoptera; Pieridae
Source: the annotation of a GenBank genome assembly